Messenger RNA from Bufo bufo (common toad), 2927 nucleotides. RefSeq names its product catenin beta interacting protein 1 (gene CTNNBIP1). The transcript is spliced from 6 exons. Gene Ontology annotation, biological process: negative regulation of Wnt signaling pathway. The record is from RefSeq and is a predicted model, not a curated record. NCBI's taxonomy places the organism in Eukaryota, Metazoa, Chordata, Amphibia, Anura, Bufonidae. Gene Ontology annotation, cellular component: beta-catenin destruction complex; cytosol; nucleus. Gene Ontology annotation, molecular function: beta-catenin binding. The coding region runs from base 329 to 574 and encodes 81 amino acids.
AGCUCCCCCUCCUUCACUGCCGCCGGUGACUCCCAGGCUCUGGCGGAGAGAGGCCGCCUGAUAUCCUCGCUCGCAGGCCGGAGCUAGCACACCGAAACCGGCUGAGGAGGAGGAGCCACCCCGCGGGCAGGAUAGAAGCGCAGCUCCGGAGACGCCUAAGACGUUCCUUGACAUCUCUGACCUGUGAAUGUGAUCUGUAGGCAGGAGGCGACGGGCGGAUUCUUAGUGUUGGCUGCAUGACAGCUGCUAUCAGAACGGGUCCCCUCCAUUCCAUCCUACUGGCUGCACCUAGAGCAUCCUUCAGCAAGAGGGAGCAGGGCAAGGGGGUAUGAACCGUGAGGGGGCCCCCGGGAAGAGUCCGGAAGAGAUGUAUGUUCAGCAGAAGGUGCGCGUCUUACUUAUGCUGCGGAAGAUGGGCUCUAAUUUGACGCCCAGUGAAGAGGCCUUCCUGCGGUCAUACGCUGGAGUCGUUAAUAGUCAGCUUAGUCAACUGCCUCAGCACUCGAUUGAUCAAGGUGCCGAGGAUGUGGUGAUGGCAUUCUCCAGGUCAGAGGCAGAAGAUCGAAGGCAGUAACCUCCCUGCAGCCAUUGCCAAAUCCCAGACCACAGAUGGGAGAAGCAGAGGCACCCUGGCGUUUCCCCUGACUCCUUCUCCCACUGUCCCCAUGUUUUUACUGUCUCCCCAAAUUUCUAAUGAUUUGAUUUCAUUUCAUCCUUCUACUUUUGAGACUCUCCCCAUUUGGCUGCUGACUUCUGUAUUUCUUCAAACCAACAAAAUGGCGGCCUGCCACACGGAGAGCGGACUCCUUUCGCCAGCAGAAGCCGUUUCUUAUUGCCCCUAACUUAUGUUGAAUUUGUCAUCACUCCUGUUUCUAAGAUGAGACAUUUGUCCACACUCCUGACUGAUAUCCGCAGCAGUAAGACAGGAAGCGCGUUUGGGAUGGUGGCUCAUGAGGUCUGUGCUCUCCAUUGGAUAUGCUUGUACAGACUUUUAGGUUUAUAUUGUAAUUUGUUUUAGGUUUUUUGUUUUUUUUUAAUUAUUGAUGUCAGCGCUUUGGCUGUUACACUGUGUUUUGACUUGAAAGAAGUAAGCUUUUGCAGUAUUUAUUACCAGUGUGGAGGGGGCGAUGUCUGUGCUUCUGUCUUGAUUUUUUUUUUUUUUUAUAUAUAUUUUACUUUAGAAGCACAAAAAAAAAAUAUAAGAAUUGAUUCGUUCUUCUUUUUUUUAAAUCAGAGGCCCAUCAGGCUGCUUCAUUUUAUUGUUAUAAUUUUUUUUUUAUGUAUGUUGGUAUAUUACUACAUAAUUUUGAGCCAUACAUGUAGUCAAAUCUGUCAGGUCAGACAGCAGUAUCCUAUAAGUAUCUCAGCUGAACUAGUAUUGAGUUUGUUUGAAAUUAGUGGUCUCACUGAGGCAUGAAGAAAAAUGUGCCUCCUGCUUCAUUUAACACUGCUGGAUCCAUGUCGGUGUUUAGGCUGCAUUCAUUCUCCCCACAUUCUAGGAAUGAACUCCAUAUAUUGACAGUCUUUAUCAGUGACCUGAAGUUCUACAAAAUGUUAACAUUAUGGCCCAGAGUUACUAAUUCUAAAGAUGGCAUAAACUUUACCCAGGCCAUCUAGACCUGCACCAGAUUCAUCACAGGGGCUCAGCCUGGAUGAUGGAUGUGCUGCAGGGAGAUACACUUUUCUCUGACUCUGUACUAACUAUUGGCUAGCUUACUUUGAGCCAGAUUUCUUUCCCCCCCCCCCCCAGAAUUGCUCUAGCGCAUCUUGGGCUGCGGCUCUUUCCCAUGAAGCUCCACCUACUUUGUGCUAAGCCCUGCCCACUUGUUGAGCAUGUCAUAGAAAGUGUAGAGACCCUAGAUGCGCCAAUUUUCUCCAAUUUGCACCACUUUUUAAGACAGAUUUUUGGCGCAGAUACAUUAGUAAAUCUAUGUAUGUAUCUAUGUAUAAUUGUCCUGGCUUCUUUAAGAGAGUGAAUAAAAUUGACCAUAGUCUUUAAAGGGGUUGUGUCACUUCAGCAAAUGUCAUUUAUCAUGUAGACAAAGUUUAUACAAAGCACUUACUAAUGUAUUGUGAUUCUCCAUAUUGCCUCCUUUGCUGGCUUGAUUCAUUUUUCUAUCACAUUAUACACGGAUUGUAUCCAGGGGUUACGACCACCGCUGCAGCGCAGAUGGCCGGGACAGGAGCUGCUACGCAUGUGUGCCUAUGCAUGCUUCCAUGGCACCGGCCUCUGGGCCUUUUUCCUAUAGUGUGCAAGAACGGCCACGGCUGCUUCUCGUUUUCAGGGUGGACGUGACCCCUGGAAUCAAGCAGUGUAUAAUGAGAUUGAAAAAUGAAUCCAGCCAGCAAAGGAGGCAAUAUGGACACUCGCAAUACAUUAGUAAGUGCCUUGUAUUAACUUUCUCUACAUGACAAAUGCCAUUUGCUGAAGUGACACAACCCCUUUAAGAAGAGAAAAGGCAAGAUAAUGGACAGCCAUACGGACGUUUCCGACUUGUAACCUGUAAUGCUGCCUAGCUGUAUAUGCCUUUGUGGCGUCCUGCACUAAUAACUUUACCUAAUUAUUAACACAAACCCUGAGUUGAUAAAUCUGCAUACAGCUGGGAGCCUUCCGGCUGUUGGACCUCAUGUUCAUGACGCAUACCUUUAUAGUUCUACUGUUAUAAUACUGCCCUCCAUAUUAUUUUCUCCUAUAUAUGACUUGCCCACAUGAGCCUUUUAUUUUAUAUUUGCCUCGAAAAAGAAAUCCUGGUAGAAACCUCUAAAAGGAAUGUCUGAUGUUGCAAACCUCCCGCACACAGCAAUGUUUCUUACCAGAGAUGGCGGUGUAUGACAAUGUGUUCAGAUGAUUUAUGUUCUGAUAUGUAACUGGAUUUGUUGUUUACAAGUUUCCUAAUGCGAUAUGACAUAAAGUAAUGUGCAAACUG